Messenger RNA from Spodoptera exigua (beet armyworm), 1209 nucleotides. NCBI's taxonomy places the organism in Eukaryota, Metazoa, Arthropoda, Insecta, Lepidoptera, Noctuidae. The record is from the annotation of a GenBank genome assembly.
AUGCAUGUUUUUACGUGCAUUGUCUUUUUUGUUUUAUCAGAAGCUAGGCAGCCUGAUACCAUCUACGACGAUGAAGCUCCAUCACCCAUACAGAGGAAAGUAGACGUUUAUCCAGAACCUUUUGUGGAACCAGUUCCUUUUGGACACAUCUUCCUUGACGGUUUCGGAGAUCCCUACUCAUCAGCAAAACAACCAAUAGAUGCUCUAGAACUAAGGAUGAGAAUGCCUAGAAUUGGAGAGGAUGAAAAGGAAUUAUUGAAACUAGGGAGAAAAAAUAUUGCAUUUAUAAAUCCGGAAAUAACGAACAAGUUUGCGACUGCAAAAGAGAAAUUUUUGAGGGAAAUGAAUUUAAGCCCACCGCCUGUGACGAAUGAGACGCAACUGAAGUGGUACAAUUUCGCGGCAAUGCAAAUGAGAAACGCACAGAUGCCGCCAAAAUUCCAACAUGCUGUUAGAAGGAAAGACGAAUCGUUCCGUCGUAGCCACCCAUCACGAGUGCCAGCACCACCAACUCUAAGUGAAAAGUUAAGUUCUUUUUCUAAAACAUCUUUCCAGCUACAAAAAGAUAAACCAGAAUCACAAGUAAACUGGACAACAUGUGACCAGUUUGCUGUUGGAGCAAUAUUUUCACACAAAGACAUUGUUAAUGUCAAAUGGACUCCAUUUUAUAUUUGGACCACUGAUAAUAUCGCUUACUCUAUAGAACAUGUGUUUAUGUAUCCAACAAAAAAGAUAGUCAAUGAAUAUUUUUCAAAGUACAACGAGUUUUUGAACAAAACUAUUGAUUGGUCUAAGCCUAAGCUUCUGAUGAAGGGUAUGAAUGAAAUGCUGUUGGUAGCGGCGGACAAGAGAGGGCUGUUUGACGCUAUAGUGAAGAACGACAUACCAAAAUCCGCAAACAAGGAGGUAAUAAAAAUCCCAUCUCUGAGUUUACGAUUGAAAAUAGAAGAUCCCUAUUUAGCAAUGAUGUUUUGUGAAGAGCACUUUGCGAUGUUAAUGGCGGUAUCAGGUCGGCAGCCUACUGUUUAUAAGGAGAUGAAAGCAGAAGCAGCAACAAUCAAAUUCGAAGGUAUUGGUAGACCGAUUUGGAGAGAUUAUGAAGGAGAAAGAGAAAAUAUAAAAAUGGUCAAGGAAGCAGAAAUGAAGGAAGAACAGGAGAAAUUUAUUACAGUUAAUGAACCCUAUUCUAAUGCAGGCCAGAGCGAGUAG